Pteropus alecto (black flying fox) is the source of this 1894-nucleotide messenger RNA. It is a transcript of the gene TRMT11, whose product is annotated as tRNA methyltransferase 11 homolog. Lineage: Eukaryota; Metazoa; Chordata; Mammalia; Chiroptera; Pteropodidae. The coding region runs from base 62 to 1444 and encodes 460 amino acids. Gene Ontology annotation, molecular function: nucleic acid binding. Gene Ontology annotation, cellular component: cytoplasm. The transcript has 13 exons. Gene Ontology annotation, biological process: methylation. The record is from RefSeq and is a predicted model, not a curated record.
CCUGUCGGGGGAAAAGGGGUAGACACCGCGCGGGCCGCGCAGGCGCACCGUGACGGCUGCAAUGGCGCUACCGAGCCCUCUGAACAGGUAUCUGCUGCUCAUGGCGCAAGAGCACCUGGAGUUCCGCUUGCCGGAAAUAAAGUCUUUGCUUUCACUUUUUGGAGGUCAGUUCAUCAAUAGUCAGGAAACUUAUGGAAAGUCUCCUUUUUGGAUUCUUAGUAUUCCCUCUGAAGAUAUUGCAAGAAACUUAAUGAAACGGACUGUGUGUGCCAAGUCCAUAUUUGAACUAUGGGGUCAUGGAAAAUCUCCAGAAGAGCUGUAUAGUUCUCUUAAAAAAUACCCUGUGGAGAAGAUGGUUCCAUUUCUACAUUCAGAUUCUACAUAUAAAAUAAAGAUUCACACAUUUAAUAAAACAUUGACACAAGAAGAAAAAGUGAAACGAAUAGAUGCUCUUGAGUUUCUGCCAUUUGAAGGAAAAGUAAAUUUGAAGAAGCCACAGCAUGUAUUCUCUGUUUUGGAGGAUUAUGGUUUGGACCCAAACUGUAUCCCUGAGAAUCCACAUAAUAUUUAUUUUGGUAGAUGGAUUGCAGAUGGACAGAGAGAGCUUAUUGAGUCAUACAGUGUCAAAAAAAGACACUUUAUUGGAAAUACCAGCAUGGAUGCUGGUUUAUCAUUCAUCAUGGCCAACCAUGGAAAAGUGAAAGAAAAUGAUGUUGUCUUUGAUCCAUUUGUUGGAACAGGUGGCCUUCUGGUAGCAUCUGCUCAUUUUGGUGCAUAUGUAUAUGGGACUGACAUAGACUACAACACAGUUCAUGGCUUGGGAAAAGCUAGUAGGAAAAACCAGAAAUGGAGAGGACCGGAUGAAAACAUUAGGGCAAAUCUUCGUCAGUAUGGUUUAGAGAAGUAUUACCUUGAUGUCUUGGUUUCAGAUGCAUCUAAACCUUCCUGGAGGAAGGGCACGUAUUUUGAUGCAAUCAUCACUGAUCCUCCAUAUGGUAUCAGAGAAUCUACAAGAAGAACAGGUUCACAGAAGGAAAUACCAAAGGGGAUAGAAAAAUGUCCAGAAAGCCACGUUCCUGUUUCCUUGAGUUAUCAUCUGAGUGAUAUGUUUUUUGACCUGUUAAAUUUUGCAGCUGAGACCCUCGUAUUAGGUGGAAGACUAGUCUAUUGGUUACCAGUGUACACACCAGAAUACACUGACGAGAUGGUACCCUGGCACCCUUGCCUGAAACUCAUUAGCAACUGUGAGCAGAAGCUUUCCAGUCACACAUCAAGGCGCUUGAUAACGAUGGAAAAGGUGAAGAAAUUUGAGAAUCGGGACCAGUAUUCACAUCUGCUAAGUGAUCAGUCUCUGCCAUACCAAGGUCACAAUUCCUUCCGUGAGAAAUAUUUCAGUGGAGUAACAAAAAGAAUUGCAAAGGAAGAAAAACCUAGCCAAGAGUGAAAAUUAAGGUUUUUGACAAUGGAGAAAGAAUAAGGAUUUGAUAAAAAGAAAAAAAAAAAAAGAAAAAAGACAUCUGGAUGUGAACUUUGAUGUACGAUACAGAAAACAUGUACUGUUUUAAAUAAUUUUAUGUAACAAAUGUUACAAAGUAAAUUGAACAAUUCUUUUAAAAUUUAGCUUUGUUUUAUAGACUACUUUGUUAUAUGUGGUUUUUGACCUUAUUUAAUUUAUAUUUGUACUUUCAAGUAUUAUGGAAAUUGAAAACAGUGAUAUUUUUGGUAAUUAACUUACAAAGGGAACUAAUAUUCUUGAAUCUUUAAACAGAUAUCUGCUGGAUAUAUUAUAGGCAGUUAAUAGUGAAUUUAUUCAUUAGGUAGAUUUGUUUAAUUUGAUUUUUCAUCAUAAUUGAUUUACAUUGUAACUAAUAAAGCUUAUUGAGGAUUCUUAAAA